AUGUUAUCACCGGCUCUUGCGCACCGAAAGUGUGUCUACACUGCCUCGAUAGCCGUCGUGAUCGUCAUCUUUUUAGCUGUCAACUACGCAUAUAGUGGCAGGAUAAGACCAAGCAGCUUAGCUAAAGAAGACCCAUUGCCUACGGCUCCUGUCACUCUUCAACAGGAACCUUUUCCACACAAGAUAUGGCAAAGUUGGAAAGACGACACAGAGAAUCCAACUGAUAGAACGGUUGGCUUUCCACAUCAAUGGCGUGUAGUCAAUCCAGAUUGGCGGUACGAGCGCAUUACUGAUACCAACAAUGACGCCUAUGUUCGCGACCGAUUUGAUGCCAACAUCUUAGACGUAUUCACAAGCCUGCAGGAUCCAAUUCUCAAAGCCGAUUUCUUGAGGUACCUGAUACUGCUGCGCGAAGGUGGCGUAUGGGCUGAUAUCGACGUUUACCCGCAUCAGCCAGUAUCGAAAUGGAUCCCAAAACAGUUUCAAAGCUCAGUGAAUCUUGUCGUUGGAAUAGAGAAUGACCAUCACAAACAGCCCAUCUGGCCUGGCUCUCCGUACUCCGUGCAGUUAUGUCAAUAUUCGGUGUUAGCCAAGCCAAAUCAUCCUGCCAUCAAGACGCUCGUGAGCCAAGUGGUAGAGGAUCUCAAGAAGCUUCUUGAGUCCAAGCAGCCCGGGGAGGCAGUUUCUUUUGAGGACGUCAUGUCGACUACUGGACCAUUUGCUUUCACAAAAGUUCUCAUGGACUAUUUCAAGGAGUCCACAGGCGUGGAACAUACCGGAGAUGAACUAGAUAGACUUGAAGAGCCUCGAUUGAUUGGUGAUGUGCUUGUCCUGCCAAAGGAUAGCUUUGGAUGGCUGCCCCAAGAACACACUCAUGAUAAAGGAGACCCAAUCAUCCUCGUUGAGCAUUUAUUUAUCGGAUCAUGGCGAGAUGGUCAUCCUGGAUGA
This is a messenger RNA of Fusarium redolens, 948 nucleotides long. RefSeq names its product nucleotide-diphospho-sugar transferase. Gene Ontology annotation, molecular function: alpha-1,6-mannosyltransferase activity. Gene Ontology annotation, biological process: protein N-linked glycosylation. Gene Ontology annotation, cellular component: mannan polymerase complex. The transcript is spliced from 2 exons. The coding region runs from base 1 to 948 and encodes 315 amino acids. The record is from RefSeq and is a predicted model, not a curated record. Lineage: Eukaryota; Fungi; Ascomycota; Sordariomycetes; Hypocreales; Nectriaceae.